Gorilla gorilla gorilla (western lowland gorilla) is the source of this 5716-nucleotide messenger RNA. RefSeq names its product interleukin 1 receptor associated kinase 1 binding protein 1 (gene IRAK1BP1). Bases 313 to 1152 code for a protein of 279 amino acids. Gene Ontology annotation, biological process: immune response; positive regulation of canonical NF-kappaB signal transduction. The transcript has 5 exons. The record is from RefSeq and is a predicted model, not a curated record. Lineage: Eukaryota; Metazoa; Chordata; Mammalia; Primates; Hominidae.
GGCGCGGUGGGACGACAAGGAGUUGCGAGAAAGGGCAGAGCUCACUGAGGAGGCAACAGAGAAAGUCCGCUAACAAUUUUUGAAGGCCGUAAGUUAAACAUGUUAAAAACUGUAGCUACUCACUCAGCCGACAUCUAGUAAAAAAGAUGCGGCAAGAUCAACAAGGCAUAUAGCUUGCGCCGGCCAGAAGUUCCGCGGCCUCUACACCCAUCCCGGCAUACUUUGCGCCGUGCACAAGCAAGCCCUGGUGCGCAUUGGCCCCUUCGGCCGCCGUCGGCCGGUAGUUACUAUGGAAACCCAGCAGCCAUCGCUAUGUCUCUGCAAAAGACACCUCCGACCCGAGUGUUCGUGGAACUGGUUCCCUGGGCUGACCGGAGCCGGGAGAACAACCUGGCCUCAGGGGGAGAGACGCUACCGGGCUUACGCCACCCCCUCUCCUCAACACAAGCCCAAACUGCUACCCGCGAGGUGCACGUAAGCGGCACCUCAGAAGUGUCUGCGGGCCCUGACCGGGCGCAGGUGGUGGUGCGAGUGAGCAGCACCAAGGAGGCGGCAGCCGAGGCCAAAAAGAGCGUUUGUCGCCGUCUAGAUUACAUCACGCAGAGCCUCCAGCAGCAGGGCGUGCAGGCAGAAAAUAUAACUGUGACAAAGGAUUUUAGGAGAGUGGAAAAUGCUUAUCACAUGGAAGCAGAGGUCUGCAUUACAUUUACUGAAUUUGGAAAAAUGCAAAAUAUUUGUAACUUUCUUGUUGAAAAGCUAGAUAGCUCUGUUGUCAUCAGCCCACCCCAGUUCUAUCAUACUCCAGGUUCUGUUGAGAAUCUUCGACGGCAAGCCUGUCUUGUUGCUGUUGAGAAUGCGUGGCGCAAAGCUCAAGAAGUCUGUAACCUUGUUGGCCAAACCUUAGGAAAACCUUUACUAAUCAAAGAAGAAGAAACAAAAGAAUGGGAAGGCCAAAUAGAUGAUCACCAGUCAUCCAGACUCUCAAGUUCAUUAACUGUACAACAAAAAAUCAAAAGUGCAACAAUACAUGCUGCUUCAAAAGUAUUUAUAACUUUUGAGCAACUCCUGGAAUCCUUCUUCAACAUCCCAACCAACAAUUACUCCCAGAUAGCCAUGUCACCUGUGAAUUAUCAUGAAUCCCACAUCAAAUGAACAAAUACUGGCUCUGGACUCUGAAUGUAAGUUGGUUCAUUAUAAGAGUGAGAAAAAGAAGACUAAGAAAAAGCAUACUGUAUUCUUUGCUACAUAGGGUUUAAACUUUAUUAGGAGGCCAGGCAUGGUGGCUCACAUGUGUAAUCCCAACACUUCAGGAGGCCGAGGCAGGUGGAUCACUUGAGGCCAAGAGUUUGAAACCAGCCUGGACAACAUGGCAAAACCCCGUCUCUACUAAAAAUACAAAAAAAAAAAAAAAAAAUUAGCUGGAUGUGGUGGCACACACCUGUAAUCCCAGCUACUCGGGAGGCUGAGACAUGAGAAUCACUUGAACCCAAGAGGCAGAGGUUAUAGUGAGCUGAGAUCACACCACUGCACUCCAGCUUGGGCGACAGUGCGAGACUGUUGCAAAAAAAAGAAAAAGAUGUAUUAGGGUUUUAUUUGCUCAGUAUAAUUAACAAGACAAUAUUAGUGAACCAAAAACUAAAAAUAAUUUACACACUAAAAGAUGAAAAGCCCAGGUGGCAGGUGAAAGUUCUAAUCUAAAAUGAUCCUGAAAUAAGUUACUGAUCCCUGAAUUUAAAAAAAACAAAAACCUCCCAAAUGCCAUGUCGCUUACCAUGUGAUAGGCAGGGGUCAGGCAGUGACAGUACAUGUGGGACUGUAUGUCCAUUUUUCAGAAUAAGACACUUUUUCAGUGUCUUUCAAAAAUAAAGAUUCUGUCACCUAUCCUGCUCCUUUUUUCAAAGAACAAUUUUGGGCAAAGAGUAAAAAACAGACACAUAGUUUCAGUGCUUCAUAUGGACAUCAGUUUUACGCUGGUCACAUUAAUUAUGCCCUAAUUAUUUUUUAUCUUCCCCUUCACAAGACUAUGAACUCCUCAAGAGUAGGGCUAUGCUUGAAACAGUUUUUUUCCCAAGAUUUGGGUAAUAAAAGGCUAAGGAGGAAAAAAGUUGGCUGUGAGGUAUCAUGCUUUAUUCUCAAAUAAGACAUACUGUUUAUGGCAAAGUACCUGAACAUUGGUACACAGGGAAGCAGGGAUGGGAAAUGCAGGACACAUAUUCAAACUGUGUUUGCACGUUUUGCAGUCCAAUAAGCAUGCUUUUAUUUCUCCAGAGCUUAGCUUUCUCAAAAAGUAGUUUGUGGCUAUGCAACAACAUACAUUCUGUUGUGUAAACAAGCCUCUUAAAUCAUUUCAGAACCUAUGUUCAUUUCAAGCUUAUUGGAUCAGCUAUAAGUGUGUAUCUUUGCCCUUUACCUCCUAUUGCCACUGAGGGUGAUUACCACUUAAGCCACACAUUCCUCACCAGCAGGCCAUAACUUGCUGGCCAGAGAAAGUUGCUUUUGAAAUUCUGACAGCAGCCACUAUAAAAUUGCAUCUAAUAAAUUCAGUAAACUUACAACUUUUAGUAAACAGAUGCUUAAAUUGAAUUUGUUUGCACGGGCAUUAAUUUUACUUCCAAAGGAUAUUUUAGAAAAUCAUAUUUGUAUUUGAUAGCAACAGUAAAUGUAUAGCUCAUACAAAAGAGUAAUGCUUUGUUCUUCCAUUGAAUCAGUCAUAUAUAUUAUAAUUUCAUUUAAAAAGAAUUAGUAUAACAAUUCAGAUAAAUCAACUCCAGCCCAAGGAACUAAAUAGCAUCAAAAGAAAUUGUUUAGUUUGUACCAAAUUAAUCAUGAAAACUUCAAGGUAUUACAUUCUAUGGGGAAUAGGAGGUGAAGUAUAAUUAAUUCAAAGUUUAAUGUCAACAAAAUAAAAUACAGAAUUAUGUUUAAUAUAUCAAAUAUUUCACUAGCUCAAUACAUAGAAAGUAAGCAUAGAUUUCAUCUUCAUUUUCAAUGUACCUAUUUCUAAAAAGAUAUAGUGAUACAGAUUCAUGUCGUCCACAAAGAAAUCAAUAGGAAUAUGCAGCUAAAACUUUUAAAGAGAAUUUACUUGCAAACCACAAAAUUCAGCAUAUAUUUGAAGAAUGAUUAUAUUGGUUUCAUUUUGUAGGAAUGUUGAGAAUUUACAGUAUCCCAAAAUAUUACUCCUCUGAAGCAUUGCAUUCAUUUUCAAAAUAUUCAAUUAUUAAAUACUUGAAAAAGAAGAAAUAGAGGAUUGAUCUCCCUAAUAUUAAAUACAACGCUUUAGAAGUGUUUUCUCUAAAAAAUUAGACACUUCAUUGACCAAUAUUAAUUAAUGAUAUUUCAUAUUGUUUGGUGAUAACUCUGGAAACACAACAUUGCAACAGCCACCUAAAUAACUAUGAGAAUACGUGAAGCUCUGAGUUUUGGACAGAUUUCAGCCCUCAGUUGAUCACUGUAGCCCUGAUGACAGGAAAAGUUGAAACAUCAGCAAUGUUCAAAGAGCCAUGCAAUUACUGCUUCUCUAUGUGUGAAUUAGAAUAUUCAGAAAGGGACAGAGACAUGCAGUUGAAGAAACAGUAAAUUCCUUGAAAAAUAGUGUGGCAUGAUAGGGCCUAUAAUAUUACUUCCAGAAUAUAUGGAGGUAAUACUUUGAAUGCUAAGUUUUCAGUCUGCUACUUACUAGAAAUGUUUUCUUUGAGAUUGAAUCUCGCUCUGUUGCCCAGGCUGGAGUGCAGUGGUGCGAUCUCGGCUCACUGCAACCUCCGCCUCCUGGGUUCAAGUGAUUCUCCUGCCUCAGCCUCUCGAGUAGCUGGGACUACAGGCACAUGCUGCCAUGCCUGGCUAAUGUUUUGUAUUUUUUGUAGAGACAGGGUUUCACCAUGUUAGCCAGGAUGGUCUCGAUCUCCUGACCUCGUGACACCUGCCUCGGCCUCCCAAAGUGCUGGGAUUACAGGCGUGAGCCACCAUGCCCGACCUAGAAAUAUUAUCCAUACUUUUUGUACACCCACAGAUAAAUUCAAUACAUCUGUACCUAAGUGAAAGUCAAGACUGGAAAGAAAAGUAAAAAUCUAAAGAAUGUUUUAAAAUGAUCAGCAGUAUGGGAUGUAGUAUAGUUGUAAUGCUACACUUCCAAGAAACAUCACUUAUGAAGAAGAGAUGAAAUUUAAAAUUGACUAAAAUGAUUGAAAUUAAUACAUGAGAAAUUUGUUAAGUCUUCUGGAAGUAAGUCUAGCUAGAAGUAAGAUUUUAUAUAUGCUGGAAUAAAUUAUCCUCAAGUAUAUAGGAGAUUGAAUACUCUUUUUUUUUUUUUCUGAGUAACCUAGUUUAUUUUGCACAUUUAUUGGGAAAUGGCAGAUGAAACAAAGUGGACAAAGAACAGAUUGAGGUCACUUUUUCAUUGUCAUCUUCUUGCUUCACUUUUCAUGAGAUAAAGCUGAAAAGUAUAUAUUUUUCAGAAAUUACACGUUGUCACCUAAGGUUACUAAGUGACCUCAUUUUUCUACAAAAUUGUUUGCCCCCGUUUGCCCAUCAGUGAUCAGAGCUAGUUUUUGAAAAUAUUUUAAUAAGAGUUCGUGUUUAUCUUAAAGCUAAGUAUAAUGUGUAAGUAUUCAAAUCACCAAAAUAUUUUUGAAAAGUACUGUACUAAUCUCAAUAAGUACAUGGAGUGUUACAAUUUAUUGACUCACAUUCCUCUACUCCCCACCCCAAGAAAAUGAUUAGGGAGGAUGAUUCAGUUACAAACUUACACUGCAAAAGGAAAAUGCAUACUGAUCUUGGAUUAGGGUUUUUUCCCCCAAAUAUUUACAAAAGGAUGAUUAUACCAGUGUUUUAGGGGAUUUUUAUUCCAGGACUUCACCUUUCAACAUAAAUGGUAAAAUGUGCACGUGUCAUUUUAUAUAUUUUAUUUGCCAAAAAGAGGUAUUAAUUAAUCACAUUAUUUUCUGCCCUGAAAUCCCAAAAUACUAUCUUAAAUGAUGGGUAAAGAUCUUCUCUGAAAGAUGGUGGCUCUUUUUUCAAGGAUGAAAGAAAUAAAGUAAGACAAUAUUCUUUGAAGACUGAGCAGAAUCAUUGUCAUACCCCGGAGAGAUGAAAUGCUAUAUUGAUACAGCUGCUAGGAGAACACAGAGUUGCAAACUGUCACUACACUAUUUGUACACAACUCCACAGUGAUGUCUUCCAUGAUGCAUCUCUAAGCAGUAUAUGAGGAAAAAAGAUGAAAAACAAGGUUACUAACUUUGCUGUGCAAAUUAUUUUAGAAAUAUUUACCCUUAAAAUGCUAGGUGUUUUUCUAGUUACUGUGUGAAUCUGUCACUAAUUUUUAUUUUUUGGUAUUGGAUUGAAAACUAAUUAGAAACAUUACCAUAUAAUUAGCUUUCUUCCUAGUUAUACCUAUUUUUAUUAAAAUAAAUGAUAAAUAGCACAAUUUCCUCUGAUUCAAGCAUCAUAUUUUCCACAAAACUUGGGGUCAUAUAACAGGUAUCUUACAUUUGUGUGUCCAGAUAAAAGCCCACCUGGUAUUUGUGAUGAAAAUAAAGAGGAAGCUUCUACUGCAAAAAAAGCUUUCUUCACUAGGAACAGAAGAUCCUUUCCUGAGGAAAGGGAAGUGAAAUUCCAGAGACCCAUUUAAUCCAUAGUUUCUGUGUUAAAACUAAAACUUUAGAAGCUGUUACUGAGAAUGUUUAUUUUGUCUGUGUGUGGAAUAUACACACAGAAUGAA